AGUGAAAGGUUUAUAUUCCGGACGGUAUAAAAGGGACUGAUCAAGGUGUUUGCACCAAACCCAGAACACGGGAACAAAAUGAAUUCCUUUCUGCUGAAAGUCCUGGUGUUCGGCACACUGGCAGGCAUGGUGAUAACAGCCCCUAAUGCUCCGAAGGAACAAGAACCUCUAUGUUCCAGGUAUGGGCAGACACCAUGUAAACUGGAGCACAACCCAGUCUGUGGGACAGAUGGAAACACAUAUGGCAAUGAAUGCAGCUUGUGCCAUGAAAACAGGCUUCGCUCUGAGAAAGUCCACAUAAAACACGUUGGACAUUGCUGAACCCAGAGACCAGUGCCUUGAAUUCUGGAAGAUGAACUUGAUUAUCCUGCUAAUUUGGCGUUUUGUGUACUGAAACCCUAGCUCCCUCUAAAACGCAAUCAAGUCAUGUCUUCUUGGUGGGAAAGUGUAGCCUGUAUAGACACUGUUAUCUUCCAAAUAAUCAUAUAGUAAAGAGUGCUGACUGGGCUGGUGAGGACCCAACAGAAGACCAUCCUCCUCUUCUCCUUCCCUUUUUUAUACUCCAUUUGUCCAUUUGUAUUUCUCUUCUCUUUGUUCUAUUCACACCAAGCCUUUGGUCAUACUCAUACUCAUAGUUCAUUUUCUCUCUUGUUGGCCCUCACCAGCCCAAUCAGUCCAGUGAUCUCCUCCCAUUGGUCUAUGUACUUCUCAAACUCAUUACUUAUCCUGUCUCUCAUCUGCUCAUCUUUGAUUUCUGUUCCACCCCUCUGGGCUUUUACUCACCUCUUCUGUCCAACUCCUGUCCCUACUGUUUCUCCAUCUUCUGUCUUCACAGCUCCCUCAGGAGAAGAAUAGCCACAAUAACUAGGUUAGAAGGGUGGUUACCAAUGUACAUCAAUUCUGGGACCAUAACAUACAAUAUGUGUAACUAUCCAUAAAGUCAUGGGGUAAUUAAAUUCCUUCUUAUAUUGGA
Xenopus laevis (African clawed frog) is the source of this 973-nucleotide messenger RNA. RefSeq names its product trypsin inhibitor ClTI-1-like (gene spink1.L). Bases 79 to 321 code for a protein of 80 amino acids. The transcript has 4 exons. The record is from RefSeq and is a predicted model, not a curated record. Lineage: Eukaryota; Metazoa; Chordata; Amphibia; Anura; Pipidae.